Pteropus alecto (black flying fox) is the source of this 1131-nucleotide messenger RNA. RefSeq names its product 4-hydroxyphenylpyruvate dioxygenase like (gene HPDL). The coding region runs from base 1 to 1131 and encodes 376 amino acids. Lineage: Eukaryota; Metazoa; Chordata; Mammalia; Chiroptera; Pteropodidae. Gene Ontology annotation, molecular function: 4-hydroxyphenylpyruvate dioxygenase activity. The record is from RefSeq and is a predicted model, not a curated record. Gene Ontology annotation, biological process: aromatic amino acid metabolic process. The transcript has a single exon.
AUGGCCGCCUUCGUCCGCCGUCUGUGCCACAUCACCUUCCAUGUGCCCGCGGGACAGUCGCUUGCCCGAGAUCUGCAGCGCUUCUUCGGCUUCAAGCCCUUGGCGGCGCGGGAGGCAGAUGGCUGGCGGCAGCUGGCCUUAAGCAGCGGCCACGCGGUGUUUUUGGUGAACGAGGGCGUGGGGGGGGGGGAAACGCUCUAUGGCCUGGAUCCGCGUUACGCCGUGCCCAGUGCCACCAACCUGUGCUUCGAAGUAGCAGACGUGGGCUCAGCCGCCCGUGCGCUUGCACCGCGGGGCUGCAGAGUGCUGGUUCCUCCUGUUAGUGUGCGGGAUGUGCAGGGUGCUGCCACCUACACCGUGGUGAGCUCGCCGGCAGGCAACGUCAGCCUGACACUGCUGGAGCGCGCCGACUACCGCGGACCCUUCCUGCCGGGCUUCCAGCCCCUGCCCUCUGCAACCGGCCCCUCUGCAACCGGCCCGGCCUGGAUCAGCCAUGUAGACCACCUGACCCUGGCCUGCACUCCCGGCAGCUCCCCCACACUGAUGCGCUGGUUCCAUGACUGCCUAGGCUUUCAACACCACCCACUGAGCUCAGGUGAGGAUCCGGAGGGAGGCCUCGAGGUGAAAACAGGAUAUGGGCAAGGCGGGCUGAGGAUCUCUGCCAUGCAGAAUCCACUAAGUAAUGCUAUCCCCAUGCUUGUGCUAGGCGAGCCCCUGCAAAGAACCACCAAUAGACAAGACCCAUUGGAGCAUUUCCUGGCCCAGCACAGGGGGCCAGGCCUGCAGCAUGUGGCGCUGUAUACCCCCGACAUCAUAGAAGCCACUGAAAGGGUGACGUUGUCCGGUGGCCAGCUCGUGACUCCUCCCGAAGGUUACUACGAGCAGCCAGGCAAGGAAAGUCAGAUCUUAGCUGCCGGGCAUGAUCCUAGCAAGCUGGCCAGACAGGGAAUCCUACUAGAUGGUGAAAAAGGCAAAUUUUUGCUUCAGGUCUUCACCAAGUCUCUCUUUGCAGAGGACACCUUCUUCCUAGAGUUAAUUCAGAGGCAGGGGGCCACAGGCUUUGGCCGAGGCAACAUCCAGGCUCUGUGGCAGUCUACGGAGGAGCAAGCUGCCAAAGGCCAGGAAACCUAA